UUAUCCGCAUAACGAAGUGCAGUAAAACCCUUUUGUAGCGAAUAGCCAUGGGGAUUCUAUCAUGGUGGAAGGGCGACAAAAAGGAAACUCCUAAAACCACCCAGAAACCCGACCCGAAACCCCAAAUCUCAUCCGGCAAGCCGGAGGUUCCGGGCAUGAACGGAGCCGUUGAGGUUUCCCGGCCAAAUCUACCGCCGGCGGAUAUAACUGUUUUCGAGUUCGGGUCAGUGGCUGCUUCUGUUGAUAAGGUUACACUUGCUGGAUAUUGUCCUGUUUCUGAUGAGCUUGAGCCCUGCCGUUGGGAGAUUUUACCGGCGACUGGGUCUAACGCACCACAAUUUCGCGUGGUUUUCUGAAUUGGGGUAAGAAAGAGCUUGUAUGGAACUUGUGAGGAAGACUUGUUGUUUUUUUCACUUGAGGACAUUGAAAAAAGGGCUUUUUUCUUGUUUUUGUGUAAUUUACUGAGCAUGGUUAAUGAAAAACUCUAAUUUAGUUGCUAAAUUCAUGUUAAGAUUGUAGAUUUUCAGUGCAUUUUAUGUUGGUGUUCUGUUUC
This is a messenger RNA of Nicotiana tabacum (common tobacco), 553 nucleotides long. RefSeq lists its product as uncharacterized. The record is from RefSeq and is a predicted model, not a curated record. Lineage: Eukaryota; Viridiplantae; Streptophyta; Magnoliopsida; Solanales; Solanaceae.